Messenger RNA from Anopheles nili, 2024 nucleotides. Its product is annotated as leukotriene A-4 hydrolase-like. The record is from RefSeq and is a predicted model, not a curated record. Gene Ontology annotation, molecular function: metallopeptidase activity; epoxide hydrolase activity; zinc ion binding. Bases 1 to 1947 code for a protein of 648 amino acids. Gene Ontology annotation, biological process: proteolysis; peptide catabolic process. Gene Ontology annotation, cellular component: cytosol. The transcript has 7 exons. NCBI's taxonomy places the organism in Eukaryota, Metazoa, Arthropoda, Insecta, Diptera, Culicidae.
AUGCAUCAUCUCACAAAAUGUUCCAUGUCACUGUUUUUCGCAGUUUCUGUCGUAGUAUUACUGUUAACUUUUUACCGGCCUGUUACCACGAUGCGCUUAAGCCCGUUGGAUCCCAGCUCUUAUUCGAAUGCUCACGAGCUUAUCAUACGACAUGCGGAUCUGGAUUGGACGGUCAACUUUGAUAAGAGUACGAUCUCUGGUACCGCAGCUCUCCACUUCAAGUUGCUCAAACCAGAUCUGCAAGAAAUUUUCUUGGAUGUGAGCGAGAUUUCCGUUUCGUCCGUUGCGGCAAAAUCUGCCGCAGGAGAGAUUCCGUUGGACUGGGACAUCGGUAGUACGAUAGAGAACAUUGGCUCGAAGCUUACUAUCUACUUACCUACCAAGACCAGCGGAGAUCUAACUGUUGUGAUUAGUUAUGAAACUUCGCCGAAGGCAAGUGCGUUACAAUGGCUUACACCCGAGCAAACAUUCGGGAAGAAGCAUCCAUAUUUGUUCAGCCAGUGCCAAGCGAUUCAUGCUCGGUCGAUCUUGCCAUGCCAGGACACUCCGGCCGUAAAAUUCACCUACAAUGCCACCUUACAUCAUCCAAAAGAGGUUACGGGGCUCAUGAGUGCGAUCAAGGUUGAUUCUGAACAAGGAGCAUCGAAAUUCCAGCAGAAAACACCAAUUCCAAGCUACCUGCUUGCCGUUGUCGUGGGAGCGUUGGUAUCGAAACCUAUCGGACCCAUCUCAAGUGUAUGGGCAGAAAAGGAACAGAUAGAAGAAGCGGCUGAGGAAUUUUCCCAAACGGCCGAUUUUAUCGCAAAGGCAGCAGAAAUUUGUGGUCCGUACGUAUGGGAACGAUACGAUCUGUUAGUAAUGCCACCAAGCUUCCCUUUUGGAGGAAUGGAAAACCCAUGCUUGACGUUCGUCACACCCACGUUGCUAGCAGGCGACAAGUCUUUAGCAACCGUGGUAGCACAUGAGAUUGCCCACAGCUGGACGGGUAAUCUUGUAACGAAUCGAAACUUCGAGCACUUUUGGUUGAACGAAGGAUUCACCGUUUUCGUUGAGGGUAAAAUCGUUGGAAGAUUGUCCGGAAAUGCGUCACGCGAUUUUCAUGCCUUGCAUGGUUUGAGUGAGCUGUCUGAUUGCAUUAAAACACAACUGGCCGAUACACCUGAGCUUACAAAGCUCGUGGUUGACCUGUCUGAGUGUGGACCCGAUGAUGCCUUUUCAACCGUGCCGUACAUCAAGGGCUCAACGUUUUUGCGCUAUUUGGAGGAUUUGCUGGGAGGACCGGAAAAGUUUGAACCCUUCUUCCGCGCUUAUCUGAAUCGUUUCAAGUACCAAUCGGUCCUUACGAACGACUUCAAGCAUAUGCUUUACGAGUGGUUCCGUGAGGACCCAAAGAACGAGGUGCUGCUUGAGCGCAUCAAUUGGGAUUUGUGGUUGUUUGGUGAAGGAAUGCCACCAGUUAUUCCCAACUACGAUCGCUCAAUGCUGGAGGCAUGCCUAGCACAUGCUGCUCUAUGGGCCGAGAACGAUUUGGAUACCAUCAAGGCUUCUCCACUGUUGAAACAAACGCUGGUAAGCGUGCAGAUGAUCGAGUUUCUUGCCCAGCUGUUGGAGAAGAAAACUAUCGUCGAUUUGAACAGCGAGAAAAUUUCCCUGCUUGGGAAAACGUACGGACUUACUGCAACUAAGAACGCGGAGUUACGGUUCCGAUUUGUGCGUCUGUACAUUCGCGCCCGUUUGAUGGACAAAAUGGACGAAAUACUUGCAUUUGCGAAUAGUAAUUUCCGCAUGAAGUUUGUGCGCCCGAUCUACAAAGAGUUGGCAGGCUGGCCACAAGCAAAGCCAAUAGCUAUCGAGAACUAUAACCGUGUGAAAGACCAAAUGAUGACCGUUUGUGCCUACACGGUGGCAAAGGAUUUGGGAAUUUCGGAUAUCUCCGCUGCUGAAUAAAGGAGAAAGCGAAUUUUGAAGUUUUGUAUGCAAUGAUUUAAAGUCAAAUAAAGUAACAACCGGCAACUAACGUUAAA